AUGCGUCGACCGUGCCCAGCUAAAUUGGGUGAUCUCACCAAAAGCGGCCUCUUGUACGAAGCAAACUACAACGAAUGGAUCACGAGGAUGGACGUUAUCCUGCGCACACACGAGCUUCUGCGGUACGUUUGUGCAGAACAUGACGGGUCCAGCGAAGAGAGGGACGAUAGCGGCCGUGAAGGCUGUUCUUGGAAUGUGAAAGAGAGAUGCGACUAUCUCGCCGAUGCGAAGCACUACGAAAAAGCUCUAGGUCUCAUCAACUCUCAGCUGAGUCCAACCUUCCAACGCCGCAUGCUCCACUUUAGAGAUCAGCUCAGUCAAACAGAUUGCCCGUUCUCUGAGCUCAGAAUGAUCGCACAGCCAUUCAAGCGACUCUGGGAUUUGCCACUUGAGUUCCGUAACAACGUCUACGAAUACGCACUCGAGCUUCAGGAGCGGCCGAUCACCAUCACGACUGGUCUGAAGCAAGACGCUCUCUAUCACUGGGACGACUACAAGUCAGCGUGGCCUGCAACUGCGCAAGUCUGCCAGCAGAUGAGAGCGGAAGUCUUGCCAAUCUUCUACGCGAGGAACAGCUUUCUGAUACGUGCAAAGCCACUGGUGCUAGUUGGUCGUCCGGUUGAGCGGCUCCAUAUGGAGGAAACUUUCCAGCCACGGUGAGUAUGUCGCCCUAAUUCGGCCUUGGAUCGAUCGCGUUGUGCUAAUCGCAUUCAUGAUCAGGCUCGAGCAGAUUGUGGGCGACAACACCAAGCAUCUUCGGCAUGUCGUUCUCACUGAUAAAAAUGCCCAUGGAGAGACCAUCAGGUUCGAAUUCAGAUUUUCAUCAUCCGAGGGUUUCGAGUGGUCCUCUUCAAAGGAGUCAACGGCGGACGUGAACAGAAAACUCGGUUUCACAAUGCGUGAGGCGAAGAUAAUUGCCAAGCUGAUGAGAGUCGAAGGCGAGUCAAUAGUCAUGGCAAUGUUCGCAGCCAAAAACCUGCUGCGUUGUCCGCAAGGCAAGACAGAGAAAUGA
This is a messenger RNA of Lecanosticta acicola, 1012 nucleotides long. The record is from the annotation of a GenBank genome assembly. Lineage: Eukaryota; Fungi; Ascomycota; Dothideomycetes; Mycosphaerellales; Mycosphaerellaceae.